Drosophila erecta is the source of this 6296-nucleotide messenger RNA. RefSeq names its product ubiquitin carboxyl-terminal hydrolase 32 (gene Usp32). Lineage: Eukaryota; Metazoa; Arthropoda; Insecta; Diptera; Drosophilidae. Gene Ontology annotation, molecular function: calcium ion binding; cysteine-type deubiquitinase activity. The record is from RefSeq and is a predicted model, not a curated record. Gene Ontology annotation, cellular component: Golgi apparatus. The transcript has 14 exons. The coding region runs from base 252 to 5591 and encodes 1779 amino acids. Gene Ontology annotation, biological process: protein deubiquitination.
AAGUGCGUGAAUAUAGAAAGAAACAUAAGAAAAUAGCACAAGACAAGAGCCAAAAAGACAGGUGUAUAUUAGAUAUUUAUAUACAAAUAUCGUCCUGAUCCUGCACCUGAUCCUCAACCCUAGCCCAUUGUUCCGCCCGCGACUGUGAAGUGAAGUUGAGCCAAUGUGAUAAGUGGUGUCGCCAGUCGCAGCAGCAGGAGGAGCCCCAGAAUCCAUUGAGUUGCACCCCCGCGAACAAAAAAUUCUGGACCAUGGGCACCAAGGAGUCCAAACACUCCAAUAGCGUCAGCUACGAGGAUUCGGUGAAGCGCGUAAGCGACGUGGAGCUUCGGCGCCUGAGAGAUGCCUUCAAAAAGUCAGCUGGCGUGGGCAGGAACUUCCUCAGUCGGAAUGCCUUUCAGCAGGAUGUGCUGUGCGAGGGAGUGCCGCCAAAGAUCGUGGACAUGUUAUAUGCCGCCUGUGGUGGCACCCAGCGUGGCAUCUCCUUCAAUGACCUGCUCUGCGGUCUGGUCUUGAUAACUCGAGGUACCCAAGCGGAGAAAACCAAAUUCCUGUGGAACCUCUACUGCAACGAUGCCGGCACCUUCAUCAUCAAGUCGGACUAUGUGCGCAACGUCAAUCUGGCUCCCUUUGAGAGCGUCUCCCUCUUCGCCCAAAGCGAACGCGUCAAUUUCGAUCAGUUCCAGGACUGGAUCAUAAAGCAUCGCAAUGCCACGGUUCUCUCCAAAUGGCUGCUGGCCGACAACUGUGUUAGCCUCACUUCGGAGCUGGAGACGCCAACGUUCUACCAGAGCCUCGCUGGAGUGACGCAUCUUGAGGAGAAGGAUAUCGGCGAUCUGGAAAAGGAGUUUUGGCGUUUGAAAAACACUUCCCAAAAUGGCCAAAUCGACUUGCAGUUCCUUGGACCCCUGAUCAGCCCACCCAUACCAAAGAAUGCUCUAGCAGGUCUAUUCAACGCCUUUGAUGAGAACCGCGACGGACACAUCGACUUCAAGGAGUUGUGUUGCGGAGUAAGUGCCGCCUGCCGGGGACCAGGUGUGGAAAGGACACGUUUUUGCUUCAAAAUCUUCGAUGUGGAUAGAGAUGGAGUUCUUAGUCACGAAGAAACACUGCAGAUGAUCAAUGUUCUGCUGUUAGUAGCCAAGGAAAAUCGAGAGGCCCAGCAAUACAAGGAUCUGACCAAACAGCUGGUGAUAAGUGAUCUUCUGGAGUUCGGCCAGAGGAGGAGUCCGGAUGGAACGCCUAGUAAACUAACCCGAGACAAUGUCUCGCUGACCGCUGAGGAUUUUAUGCUGUGGACUGUACAGUGUGAUCUGAGACUCAUGCAGCCCUUGCUUGACCUCAUCUUCGAGCUGUGUCACAUCGUCUUUGGCCUGUGGCCCCAGUGCAAGCACAUGGAGAACGAUAUUGUUCGCGGAUGGCUGCGACGGGAGGAACGCAGGCCGUACCGCGUGGGACAGUUCUGGUACUUGAUUACGCGUGACUGGUGGCUUAGUUGGAUGCAGUACACCCAGCACACGGCACACACCUGCGACUAUUGCAAGCGCACUGCCAACCAGCGGUCCGCUGUUGAUGAGGCGCUCGUCUGCGAUGAGAGCUUCAACACCCACAGCCUGGAACAGCACGAUUGCUACUCCCUGGGUUCCGGCACGGGAUCGGCAUCCGGUUCCGGGUCGGCGAGUAGUGGCAUCUCAGCUGGACGGCAUUGCGGACCUGUGCGACCAGGGCCUAUUGACAACAGCAAUCUGAUCACCGCCAAUCCGUUCCGGAAUGUUCGAACUCUCACCGGCGAGGGUGGUCACCUCAAGCGGGACACACCCUUGGUGCAGAACCACGAUUUUGAACUGGUGCCCAAGUCACUGUGGAAGGCAUUGAAUCGAUGGUAUGGCGACAAUCUUCCAUUGCCACGACAGGUCAUUCAACCACCCAACUCAGACGUCGAACUAGAACUUUACCCGCUGAACCUGCGAAUCCUGCUCCACCAGGUGCAGCCAUCCCAGACAGGCGGAGGCACUCAACUCGGUAGCUGGGGUUCUACAGUGAGCGGUGGCUAUGGAGUCCUGGCAUCCGGAGGCGGAUAUGCCGCCAUCGCCGCAAGCAGUGUACUCCAACCGCCGAAGCGAUACUUGGCCUACACGGCUGCCUUUAGUCGACUCGCCACGGUGCGCCAGGUGGGCGAGUUUUUAUGCGAGCAAUUGCGUCUCAAGUCGGAGGACAUACGGCUGUGGCACGUUCCACAGCUGGACAACGGUGCCAUAUUGCUAGAAGAGGAUGCCAUGUGCCUGAAAGAGCUGCUCAUUCGGGACAACGACCAGCUGUUGCUGGAAAUCCGCAACAAAGAUUUGACCUGGCCGGAGGAACUGGGCUCCUUGGCCACCGCUCAAAGUGGCCAGGGUGCGGGAACACCGGGGGACCGGCGUCGCCUAACCCGUAGUUCAAUUAUGUCGGUACAUGCACCCGGAGCCACUGGCCUGCACAACCUGGGUAACACGUGCUUUAUGAACGCCGCCCUCCAGGUGCUGUUUAAUACCCAACCACUGGCACAAUACUUCCAGCGUGAGAUGCACCGUUUCGAGGUGAACGCGGCCAACAAACUGGGCACAAAGGGCCAGUUAGCUAUGCGUUAUGCGGAGCUGCUCAAGGAGGUUUGGACGGCAACGACUAGAUCUGUGGCGCCGCUCAAGCUACGCUUUUGCGUCAACAAGUAUGCGCCGCAGUUCGCCGGUGGAGGUCAGCACGAUUCUCAGGAGCUGCUCGAGUGGCUGUUGGACGCUCUGCAUGAGGACCUUAACCGCGUGAUGGAGAAGCCGUACAGUGAGCUGAAGGACUCAAAUGGGCGCCCAGACAAAAUAGUCGCCGCCGAAGCCUGGUCGCAGCACCACGCCCGCAACCAGUCAAUUAUCAUUGAUCUGUUCUACGGCCAGCUGAAAUCCAAGGUCAGCUGUUUGGGUUGUGGACACGAAUCGGUACGAUUUGAUCCGUUUAGUCUACUCAGUUUGCCGCUGCCGGUAGAGAAUUUUAUCUACUUUGAGGUCUUGGUAAUUCUGUUGGAUGGAAGCGUGCCAAUCAAAUAUGGUUUUCGCCUGAACUCGGAUUGCAAGUACUCGCACCUGAAACACAAGUUGUCCACCAUGUGCUCCCUGCCGCCAAAUCUAAUGCUCGUCUGCGAGCUAUGGAACUCACAAAUACGCCAAGUGCUGGCCGACGACGAGAAACUGCGGACGCAGAGUGCCAAGGAGCUGUACGUCUAUCAGCUGCCAGAACAAAGUGUGCGAACCCGAUCCAACUCAGGACUUAGCAUGCACAUCGAGCAGGGUCUUAAAGACAUACAGCGCAGUUCCGCUCUCAUCACGAGCGCCCAGGACUCGCUGUCCUCGCUGAGCACUUUGCAAACAUCCAGUCACCGCGCCUCGUCACGAGUCCUAUGCAAUGGCCACGCUUCUAGCCUGGAGGUCGAAGGCGAGGCGGAGGUGGGAACGGAUGUGUCGCAGUGCAACAGCAACAGCAACAGCAAUUACAAUCCCAACGUGAGCACUUACAGCGGAAUCGGAAGCGGGGACAACCAGGUGCACGAACUGCUGCCAGAUGAGGCCGGAAAGGUAAGCCGGUGCUUUGGAAAGAGAGAGUGCAUGCCCCACAGCCUAUUUUGCUUCAAGGAGUCGCUUAUCCUGAGCUCCAGUCCGGAGAAUACAUUUAUGCACGGCGCUGCCGCCCAGCAGAAGUGCGUAUCAUCCGCCAAACUGCUGCACACGGAGAGCAACACUAGCUCCAUGUCCUACACGAAUCAUUCCGGCGAAAAUUCUAUGGAGAGCUCGCUGACGGAACCCAUCCCAUUGGCGGAGCUGGAGCCGGCCAGCAGCCGUAAUGGAAGUGGCAGCGAUGACUGCUCCUACCGGACGUCGCUGAACGAUUCCAGUGGCCUUAGUACUGGCCAUACCCUGGGCGCCAGUUUGGACGUAGACGAGCAGGCGGAGGAGGGUAACGCGGAGGAGCACGAUCAGCCGGAUCAAAUCACAACCUCGCAGCCGGAGACCAGUAGCGGGGUCUACUCUCGUCGCUCCUCGCAGCCGCCGCACAAGGCGGGCAAGUAUUUGGUAGCCGUACAUCGAAAGAUAACGCGGCACGACAGCUACUUCCUUUCCUACCACAAGACGAGGCCAAGUCUCUUUGGCGUUCCCCUGCUCAUUCCAAACAGCGAGGGUGGCACCCACAAGGAUCUAUACUGCGCCGUGUGGCUGCAGGUGAGCAGGCUGCUAAGCCCCUUGCCUGCCACCACGGAACAGGCGAAUCAUGCCGCCGAUUGUGAUGACAGCCUGGGCUAUGAUUUCCCCUUUACGUUGCGUGCUGUUAAGGCAGAUGGACUAACCUGCGCGAUUUGCCCUUGGUCAAGCUUCUGUCGCGGAUGCGAGAUUCGCUGCAACAAUGAUUAUGUACUCCAGGGAGCCUUGCCGCCCAUCAAUGCCGCCGCGAGUAACACAUCGACGCCAAAAAUGAAUGCUAAAUUCCCAUCACUACCAAAUCUGGAGGCUAAACGGACGCCGGAAUAUACCGCCUCCCUGUCGUACACACCGACAACCAAAUACUUUGAAGACUUUACCAUUGCCAUCGACUGGGAUCCGACCGCCCUGCACUUGCGCUACCAAAGUACCUUGGAGCGUCUGUGGGUGGAUCACGAGACCAUUGCCAUAAGUCGGCGGGAGCAAGUGGAGCCCGUGGACCUGAAUCAUUGCCUGCGCGCCUUCACCUCCGAGGAGAAACUGGAGCAGUGGUAUCACUGCAGUCAUUGCAAGGGCAAGAAACCCGCUACCAAAAAACUCCAGAUCUGGAAACUGCCUCCGAUAUUGAUUGUUCACUUGAAGCGGUUUAACUGCGUGAACGGCAAGUGGGUCAAGUCACAGAAAGUGGUCCACUUUCCUUUCGAUGACUUCGAUCCCACUCCGUAUCUGGCCUCAGUGCCUCAGGAGACGAUACUGCGGCACAAGGAGCUGCUGGAGCUGAAGAAGGAUGCUGAAAUUACGAUGGCAACCAACGAAGUUGUUAGCGAAUUGGACGAGAUUGAUGCACCCAGCAAGGAGGAUAAGGAAGACAUCCGCAAUCAAACGGUGUCAAAUAAGGCUACCGCGUCACCACCGCCCACAGGAAAUAUUCUGCGCCAGAGCAAGAACAAAAAUGCUGCCCGGCGACAACGCCUCAUCUCGACGAGUCUCACCAAAACGCCUAUCGUGGAUGGCGAAUUCGAAGACUACCACCAACACCGACUUAAACCAGAUAUGGAUGAGUUCGAUCCCAGAUACCGACUCUAUGCUGUUGUGUCUCACUCGGGUAUGCUGAACGGAGGUCAUUACAUUUCCUAUGCAUCGAAUGCAACUGGUUCCUGGUACUGCUACAACGACAGCUCCUGCCGCGAAAUAUCCCAGAAGCCGGUCAUUGAUCCAAGUGCUGCAUAUCUGCUGUUCUACGAACGCAAGGGCCUGGACUACGAACCAUAUCUGCCGAACAUCGAGGGACGGACGCUGCCCAAUACCGCUGGUGUGCCACUCGAGGUGGACGAGACCGAGGGAGAGCUGAAGAAGCUGUGCUCAAUUUCCUAACUGAUGUCAUGGACAUCUCGGCUAUGAAGAUCUAUUUUUCAAUCCUAUCCGUUCUGUUCUAGAGGGUUUGUGUUUUGUUUCGAACCGCGUGUGUUUUGUUAUUUACUAUUCUAAGCUUAUUUUGAUUUUCAGCAUUAGUUUAUCAUUACCCUAAUUAGUUUUAAGACGAAGUCUUUUUCUUUGCCGAGAAUUGUGUAAUGCAUGUAAUAUACAAUAUUCAUAUUUAGCUUGUAGAUAAUACGUUAUAUUGGUUGGCCAAUAUGGAGUUUAGUUUGUUACGCCGAACAAAUCCAUUCUCAAUAGUUUCUUGUUGCUUUGUUUUUGUUGUAUAUAAUUUAAACAUUUUAAUUGUAUUAGGCCAGCAGUGCCAGUUUAUUAUUAUUUAUGCCCGACCCUGUCGGGAAAUUCCAUUUAAUUUGUAAUUAUUAAUGUAAAUAACAAGCGGAAGUGAACCCCGAACGGCUAAACGUUGUGGACAGUUUGAUAUUAUCCAUUGAUCAGCAAUAUCAAGAUGUUACGAAUUUCAUCCCAAAAACUCGCAGACUAUUGUUGGGUCUACUCAUACGUAUUUACAUGUAUUGAUUGGCUUUGUGUGACGCGCCGAGCAGAUUCGGUUCGAAAUUAGUAUUGCGCUUAUCAAUUAUGACUUCAAUAUGUCUAAUGAUUAUGUAUUUGAUAUUUACAAAUUAUAUAUAUACACCCACA